Molecule: messenger RNA, 702 nt
Organism: Nannizzia gypsea CBS 118893
Lineage: Eukaryota; Fungi; Ascomycota; Eurotiomycetes; Onygenales; Arthrodermataceae
Exons: 2
Coding region: 1-702 (233 amino acids)
Source: RefSeq, a predicted model, not a curated record
AUGCCUCGUUUGGGUGGGACAUCAAAGCCGCAUUGUGUUGCUCCUUCUUCUUCGAGCCUAUUGAUCGGACUUCCCGAGGGAACACCACAGAUCAAAUACACCAAUAUGGGAAAGUUAGGCUCAUGCUUUCUUAUCGUAGUAGGCGUACCUUCUACUAUCCUCCAAGACUAUGAUACAGAAUAUCCCAACAGAGGGCCACUUCUCUCUGCGAACAUACGGGAAGGAAUUUUAAUACUUAAAACGAAGGCUAAAGCACCCCACGAGAUUCUCGCCCACAGGCUUGCCUUCUAUUUAAUGAUAGGGAUAUCAAAUAUGAGCCUUGAAGAUGAGAUAGACGGCACUGGAACCGCCCGUUUUACCAAUAGGACAGGAACUUUCGUCAAGCAGCCAGAUGCUAGCUUUACACCGGACGGUCGAGAAUGGCCUAUUCUUGUGGUUGAGACAGGCCUGUCAGAAAAGGGGAGCAAGCUCGCUAUAGAUGCGAGAAGAUGGCUAGAAUCAGAAGGGUCCGAACCCAAGGUUGCCAUCACAGCCUAUAUUGACCAAACCGGUCCUCAAAUCACCUUUGAUAAAUGGGAACACGAAUCAGAGCCACAGCGAGUGACUCACUCAUCCACACUACGUGGCGAUAUUGUGGAGAAAGUCAUUGUGAUCCGCCAUAAUGGGAUCACCGAAGUAGCUGGUGAUAUGACUAUCCUUUAA